UUUCAGUCUUUUUCGCUUCUUGGAGGCUUCUUGUCUAAUUGCUUCCUUUUCCGUUUUGUGCGUGUGUGUAGAAACAUGCCGUUAGCUAAAGAUUUAUUGCAUCCGACGAUUGCGGAGGAGAAGAGACGUCACAAGCUAAAGCGUCUUGUGCAGCAUCCAAAUUCUUAUUUUAUGGAUGUCAAAUGUCCGGGUUGUUAUAAAAUUACAACAGUUUUUAGCCAUGCACAAAGUGUAGUUGUAUGUGCUGGAUGUUCAACAAUAUUAUGCCAACCAACAGGAGGUCGUGCUCGUCUGACUGAAGGAUGUUCGUUCAGGAGGAAACAACAUUAAUUUAAGUUAUUUCCUACUUUGUUUAUAAGAUGUAAAAGUUAAAUUGCCUUGUAGAUUUUUUUAAAAUUCUAAUAAAGGCAAAUUUGAAAUAUUGUUUUAUUUUUUACAUUAAUUAUAUAAACAAUACUUAUUAUAGACCCAUUUCUUACUUUAUCACACUCAAAAGUAUGUAAAGAACUAAUUUAAUAAAUCGGGCUGAAAAAAGG
This is a messenger RNA of Ctenocephalides felis (cat flea), 536 nucleotides long. It is a transcript of the gene RpS27, whose product is annotated as 40S ribosomal protein S27. Lineage: Eukaryota; Metazoa; Arthropoda; Insecta; Siphonaptera; Pulicidae. Gene Ontology annotation, cellular component: cytosolic small ribosomal subunit; ribosome. The record is from RefSeq and is a predicted model, not a curated record. Gene Ontology annotation, biological process: translation; ribosomal small subunit assembly. The transcript is spliced from 3 exons. Gene Ontology annotation, molecular function: structural constituent of ribosome; RNA binding. The coding region runs from base 76 to 330 and encodes 84 amino acids.